Molecule: messenger RNA, 4061 nt
Organism: Helianthus annuus (common sunflower)
Lineage: Eukaryota; Viridiplantae; Streptophyta; Magnoliopsida; Asterales; Asteraceae
Exons: 22
Coding region: 241-3840 (1199 amino acids)
Source: RefSeq, a predicted model, not a curated record
UCUCACUCAUCAUCACGGGCCUUUCUUAUUUCUUCAAAUUUAAAUUUAAAUUCCCCUUUUUAUUUUAUUCUAUUUUGCUUUAACUCUCUCUUUCAAAUCUUGUUCUUCAACGUCUCUCUCUCUCUCUCUCUCUACAUUCUUCUGCUACAUCUUCAGAAACACUAGAUUUUAACCAGUAAUUAGAAACCCUAAUUCUUGAAAUUUUCUACACAAUUUCCUUGAAGUUUUGGCGAUUGAAUAAUGUUUACAGAAGGGUUGGAUACAAAUGCUGUCAAAUGGGUCAAACAGGGAUCAGGUAAUGAAGCUACUCACUCCAUGACAAACCAACGAGCCCGAAUCGAUCCGGUCUCUUCAAGAAACGGGUCACGCGGGGUUGGCUUGCCACCACCUUCAAAGUUCAAAAGCGGAGUCGUUCCUCUAUCUCAAGUCUUACCCAGAGAUGACACUAACUCCACUUCCGAAGACAUGUCAACCGAUUCCGACACAGAAGUAUACGGUGGACGAUACUCGCUAGAUUCCUCCUCCCCUCAAGACGAUAGAGUCCCUUCCGUUAGUAACAACCGGUAUCAUGAUCCUGUACAACGGCGUCCACAGUAUCACGUGUACUCUAGCGAUGUGAGCUCUUCGGUUGAAAUGACGAGAAACAGGAAUGUUGGUGAUCGGUUGAGGGGAGCGAAUAGGUACGAUGUUAGAAGCAGUGUUUAUACAGAGGAUGAAUCGGAUGAUUCGGUUGAAAGCUCGGAGUAUUCGACUACACAAGUCGGGGCUAGCAUUGAGAAUUUACCUCGUAAAGAUGCGUAUACGUCGAAGGAAGAUUUUCCUAGUGCACCUCCGAUUUCAGGCUCAUUUGGAGAGAUCAAGCAAGAGGAGGAUUCACCAUGUUCUAAAACGAAUAUUACAACGUCUAGAGUUGAUUCGCAUGAUUUGGAGGCUAAUUCAUCUGUACAGAAAAAGACCCCCUUUGUAGCCGUAAAGGAGGAUCAUAAGCAGGAGACGUUAAAUACAUCUAGGAGCAUUGGUGCGAAAACUGGUUCGGAUACUAUUCCUACUCGUCUUCCGACGUUUCAUGCAAGUUCGCUUGGGCCUUGGCAUGGUAUGAUUGCAUACGAUGCAUGCGUUCGACUCUGCCUACAUGCUUGGGCAAAAGGUUGCAUGGAGGCCCCUGUUUUCUUGGAAAACGAGUGUGCAUUGCUUCGACGCGCCUUCAGUUUACAACAAGUGUUACUACAACCCGAAGAAGAACUGCUUGUUACGCGCGCUUCUGAAGUCGGUAGCGAAGGGAACACUCAAAAACCGAAGAAAAUGGUCGGGAAGAUGAAGGUGGAAGUGCGUAAGGUGAAAAUGGCGGUCGACCCACCAACAGGAUGCAGUUGUGCAUCCAUAAAGCCACCAAAAGUGAAAACGGAAACCGUUAAACGCCAACUCGCUAACUUACAAUCAAAAGUGUCUUCCGGGUGGCGAGCAGUUAGAAAUAUCCAUUUCUCUCCUCGGGUGCCUGCAAAUGGUUCGUUUUCUCGUCAUAGUAUGGCUUACAUGCAAGCAAGUAGUCAAUACAUCAAGCAAGUUUCCGGUCUUCUUAAAGUUGGCGUUUCAACUCUACGAAGUAGUUCAUCCGGAUACGAAGUACAAGAAUCAUACUUAUGUCUACUAAGGCUCAAAAGUUCAGCUGAAGGGGAUACCGUUCGAAUGCAACCCGGUUCUCGUGAAACACAUACAUUUUUGCCGGAUAGCCUCGGGGAUGAUUUGAUCGUUGAAGUGCAAGACUCGAAAGGCAACCAUUUCGGUCGUGUUUUGGCCCAGGUGGCCACUAUUUCCGAAGAUCAGAAUGAUAAAUUACGAUGGUGGUCUAUAUAUAGAGAACCGGAGCAUGAACUUGUCGGAAAAAUUCAACUGCAUAUAAAUUAUACGACUAGACUAGACGAAAAUAGCCUCAAGUGCGGUUCUAUUGCCGAAACAAUGGCGUAUGAUUUUGCGUUGGAGGUUGCCAUGAAAGAGCAGAACUUUCGACAACGAAAUCUGUUGCUGCAUGACCCAUGGAAAUGGUUACUCGCUGAAUUUGCAACGUAUUAUGGCGUUUCUGAUGCUUACACAAAGCUAAGAUACCUAUCCUACAUAAUGGAUGUUGCCACUCCGACAAACGAUUGUCUCUCAUUAGUAUACGAUUUGUUGCUGCCUGUUAUAAUGAAGGGGCAUACUAAGGGCACUUUGAGUCAUCAAGAGAAUAGGAUUUUGGGUGAGAUUGAAGAACAAAUUGAGCAGAUUUUUUCUGUCGUUUUUGAGAACUACAAGUCGUUGGACGAGCUGUCGCCAUCUGGCGUCAUCGAUGUUUUCCGGCCAGCUACCGGGGAUGCUGCACCGGUUUUGGAACCUGCUGUGAAACUGUAUAAUCUGCUUUAUGAUAUAUUAUCUCCCGAGGCACAAAAUAAGUUAUACAGCUACUUCCAGGCUGCUGCGAAGAAAAGAUCGAGAAGACACUUGACCGAAACGGAUGAAUAUCUUAGCGGCACUGGUGAAGGAAAUGUGAUGGAUCCGGUUACCGUCUCAACCGCUUAUCAGAAAAUGAAAUCCCUUUGCCUAAACAUUAGGAAUGAGAUAUAUACAGAUAUUCAGAUUCAUAAUUGCAAUAUACUUCCAAGUUUCAUAGACCUACCGAAUCUUUCAUCUGCAAUAUACAGUGCUGAGCUUUGCAACCGAUUACGAUCGUUUCUCGUUACAUGCCCUCCAUCGGGUCCUUCUCGACCCGUUACGGAGCUUGUGAUUGCAACUGCAGACUUCCAGAAGGAUCUUGCCACCUGGAAUAUCAAUCCUGUGAAAGGCGGGGUCGAUGCAAAAGAACUGUUUCAUCUCUAUAUUAUCAUUUGGAUUCAAGAUAAGCGCCUUUCAUUGCUUGAGACAUGUAAAUUAGACAAGGUAAAAUGGUCAGGUGUCAGAACACAACAUUCAACAACCCCAUUUGUGGAUGAAAUGUACGGCCGGCUUAAAGAAACGUUAAACGAUUACGAUGUCAUAAUAUGUCGGUGGCCAGAGUAUACCUUCGCUUUGGAGAAUGCAAUUGUGGACAUUGAAAAGGCGAUAAUCGAAGCUUUGGACAAACAAUUUGCCGAUGUUGUAGCACCUUUAAAAGAGAACAUGACACCAAAGAAGUUUGGCUUCAAGUAUGUCCAAAAACUUGCCAAAAGAACCACAAAUCCUUAUGUCGUCCCUCCUGAGCUUGGCAUUCUGUUGAACUCAAUGAAGCGAAUGCUAGAUGUUUUGCGUCCGAAGAUUGAAGUUCAACUUAAGUCGUGGGGUUCAUGUUGUAUUCCCGAAGAGGGGAAUACCGCAGCCGGAGAGCGUUUAAGUGAAGUGACCGUGAUUCUUAGAUCAAAGUUUAGAAACUAUCUUCAAGCAGUUGUGGAGAAACUUGUUGAGAAUACAAGGCUGCAAAACGGUACAAAGUUAAAGAAAAUUCUUCAAGACUCAAAGGAUAGUGUGACCGAAUCCGAGAUCAGAAACAGAAUGCAACCACUAACCGAGCAGCUUAUGAACACCGUGAAUCAUCUGCACACCAUCUUCGAGACGCACGUUUUUAUCGCAGUAUGUCGAGGAUAUUGGGACUGGAUGGGACAGGAUGUUUUGAGUUUUCUUGAGAACAGGAAAGAAAAUAAAUCAGUGUACAAAGGCUCAAGAGUUGCUGUAUCUAUUUUGGAUGACACAUUUGCAUCACAAAUGCAAAAGUUGCUUGGCAAUGCACUUCAAGAGAAAGAUCUAGAACCACCAAGAUCGAUUGUCGAAGUGCGAUCCAUGCUAUGCAAAGACACGGGCUCGUCGAGCCACAAAAAGAACAGUUACUUUUAUUAGAAAUAUUUUUUCAUAUAUUUGGCAAUCGAUGAUGCAUACGAUAUAUGAUCAUCGUUGUUGGUUGUCACUCGCUCGUGAAUAAGAGUAAAGUUGUUAAAGUUAAGGUUAUUAGCGUGACAUUGUAAGAUUUUAAACUAUUUUAACGUCCCAUAAGAAACGAAUGUACAACCUAUAUUUCAAGAUAAACGUAUUAGUUGUAAAAUAGACAAGUUGAUUGAUAA